AAUCUGUCCAUGUCUGAUAACCUACAUUACUUUCUUAAUCUGGGUUUUUUAAAUACAAUAGCAAAAAAAAAAACUUUGCUGAGCUCAAUCCAGGUCCACUAUCAAUCAAACCAAAAGAAAAAGCAGGAAGUCUCAUACUAUCAAGUCACUCUUAUCCAACAGCCACUCACACAGCAGAUAAUGAGGCUGCAAGGCUUGGGUGCCAAGCGAGUAAAACACUUGUAAACAGUUGUGCUUUGUAUUUUCUCAUUAGAGAACAUCACACAUUAAUGUCUCUGGUUGUUUGGAUCUCAGACUGACCACCGGCCUGACCAAACCACACGGACCAGUAAGUUAAAGUGAUUUCAACAGAAGAGCUACAAUAAGAUGGACAACUACAACUUUGACUAUGAUUAUAACAGCAGUUGUGAUGAUCCUGGUGACUGCAUAUUUCAAUGUGACAACAAUGCUAUCCGAGCACUGCGUUCCAAUAUGGUUUAUGUGUAUUCUAUCAUCUGUGUGAUGGGCAUACUGGGCAAUGCACUGGUUAUUGUUACAUUUAUAUUUUAUAAGACGCUAAAAUCCAUGACGGACAUCUAUCUUCUAAAUGUGGCCAUAGCAGACAUAAUGUUUGUUCUUUCAAUUCCUCUUUUGGUAGUAAACGAACAGUAUGGAUGGAUUCUGGGAGAUUUAUCAUGCAAGUUACUGAAAGGCAUCUACAGCGUGAAUUUGUACAGCGGUAUGCUGCUGCUUGCUUGCAUCAGCACAGAUCGCUACAUUGCUAUUGUUCAGGCAAGAAGGUCUUUCAAACUUCGAGCAACAGCUCUGGUCUAUAGCCACGUAAUCUGCCUGGUUGUCUGGCUUGUUGCUGUUGGCAUGUCCCUUCCUACAUUCAUAUUCUAUAAAACAUUUGAAUACCAAAAUAUUACUGUCUGUGAAACUAGUUUCCCCGAUCCUCAGAGUGCUGUUCUGUUAAAAACAUUGAUGCCAAGCGCACAGCUCGGCAUUGGAUUCUUCCUUCCUUUGCUGAUUAUGAUCUUCACUUACUCAAGCAUCACUUGUACCCUCCUGCGAGCUAAAAACUUCCAGAGACACAAGGCUGUACGUGUUGUCAUGGCAGUGGUAGUGGUUUUCAUUGCGUGUCAUUUGCCUUAUAACAUCAUUCUCUUGAUGUACACUGUAAAUAAGUUCAGGACCGACCUAGAUUGCAAUGUAGAGCAAAACAAAACCAGGGCUCUUAUCUAUACAGAGUGCUUGGCUUAUUUACACUGCUGUCUAAACCCUAUUCUGUAUGCCUUCAUUGGGGUGACAUUUAGAAAUAAUUUCCUUAAGAUCUUCCAGGAUUUGGGGUGCCUGAGUAAGAAAUACAUAUCUGGUAUGAGCACUCCCAGAUUCACAACUGAGGGCUUUACCUCAAGGAAAACCAGUGAGGUGGUUGAUGCUGAUAAUGCAGUAGUGUGAUAUAUUAUUAGCAGUGGGCUGUGCUUUCUGGCAGUGAUGACCACAAAUAAUUCUCUAAAUCUAGACACAAAUCUACCCUGAAUUAGAUGUUAACACUAGAAGGACCGGAUAUAUACUCAUACCUAGAAGCCCCGUAGCAGUCUUUCUGAUGGCUGUUUUAUAUAUAUAUGAACAUGUAUUUUACAAAUCAAAACAAGAAAAUGUAAAUAAAUAAACAUCUGAACAGACAUUGGUUUACAACAUACAUAUUUAUAAAACUAAAUAACUUUUAACUUUUCAACAGCAAUCGGUUUAUUAUCAGAUGAGCAAAAGCAACUGAACAACGUAGAUAAACUUAGAAGAAAACAUUUUACAGAAGCGCACAGCACAAGAAGUUAUAAAAAAAAAGUCUAAUUUAUUUUUCUUUUUUUCAACAAAAGGGUAUUCCUUUACCUUGAGUCUAAGGCUGUUCACAAUCAACACAGAUAAUGCGCUUCUCCACGUCGCCUUUCUGCACAGCUGUCCAAAGUUUUAUUUUAUUGCAUUUGCCAACCUGGCAUUGGCGUCUCUUGCGGCUCUCAGCGGGGCUGCCAGCUUCAGCUGUGGGUACACGCUUGGCAGUCUCCCUCUGUUCCAAAUGCUUCUUGCGAAGUUGCUGUGCUAACUGUAAAAUAUAUUCUCUCCUUGGUAAAUUCUUCUCUGUGCAUUCUUUGUAAAGUACCCAGGAGUUGAUGGCUGCUAGGUCCAAUACAUUGUAAAACACCUGAACAGGCCACCGUCGGGAGCCAGCUUUCACGGAAUACUUCCGUGCCACCUGAUCCAAAACAUCCAACUCCAUAUUUUGUUCCAUUGUAAAACUCCACAGUCUCUGGUAUUUAUAUUUAUUUUCACUAGUCCCGAAGCUAAUUGCCUGACCAAAGCAGCGCAGCUGGCAAGCAGGCGCCAGCCUUCAAAAAGGCUGAUUGAAAACAAUAGACUGUCAGUCAUUCAUUCAGGCAGAGAGUAGAGACUAAUCUGAUUACAGCUAAACACAUUGCAGACUGCUAAAUAAAAAUAAUAAAGUAGACUACCGUUCUGUAUAAUCACAAUACAAUUGUUUUCUGUGUGGCCAUCAAUGUGACUGCUCCCAGGGCUUUUAGGUAUAAUGUAGUAUAUCUCCUUUAUUUCUGCACUCCCUGCGUUCCAUGCUUUGUGAGAAUAUUUAAUACAUAUGGACAGAAAGGUACACGAACGCACAGCCCCAUAUGUGUUACACGACUGGAGAAAAUUACAUUUUAAAACCAAAAACCGCCAAAAUGACUGCUGCGGGGCUUCUAGUGUUAAGGGCAGCUUUGAACUGUGUUUUUGUGUAGUUCAUAAAUUAGAUGAGAGAGAGAGAGAGAGAGAGAGAGAGAGAGAGAGAGAGAGAGAGAGAGAGAGAGAGAGAGAGAGAGAGAGAGAGAGAGAGAGAGAGAGAGAGAUGAGAGAGAGAGAGAGAGAGAGAGAGAGA
Acipenser ruthenus (sterlet) is the source of this 2908-nucleotide messenger RNA. RefSeq names its product C-C chemokine receptor type 6-like. Gene Ontology annotation, molecular function: chemokine receptor activity. The transcript is spliced from 3 exons. Gene Ontology annotation, cellular component: membrane. NCBI's taxonomy places the organism in Eukaryota, Metazoa, Chordata, Actinopteri, Acipenseriformes, Acipenseridae. The record is from RefSeq and is a predicted model, not a curated record. Bases 367 to 1440 code for a protein of 357 amino acids. Gene Ontology annotation, biological process: immune response; G protein-coupled receptor signaling pathway; chemotaxis.